Molecule: messenger RNA, 681 nt
Organism: Sphaerulina musiva SO2202
Lineage: Eukaryota; Fungi; Ascomycota; Dothideomycetes; Mycosphaerellales; Mycosphaerellaceae
Exons: 7
Coding region: 1-681 (226 amino acids)
Source: RefSeq, a predicted model, not a curated record
AUGUUACUAAUUGAGUUCCAGACUGCCAGUUGGAAGUUCACCUGGAAUACCUACACCCGGCAGUACCCUACCUACCUGACCUCUAGGUACCUACAGGACGCGGCACUUGAUUUCUUCUCCGAUAACGAACUCCCGAGCUGUAUGUACAAUGUAGAUGGUACCUCUUUGCUGUACAUUGUAUCUCUCGCUACCUACCUACAUACCACACCGCUUUAUUCACCUCCCUUGCACAUCUUGGCUAGAGGUGCAGUGUUCCAGCUUUGCGUCUCUAGCAGGUGGGAUGAUCGUCACCAUGUCUUGCGUCGAGCGCAAUGUUAUCAGCAGCUUCAGCCCCGAGACAUUGGACUGAACGUGGAAUGGGGUGUUCGUCGCUCGCUCGCUCGCUCGCUCAUCACUAUGGGGGGUACUUCAAGCGUGGGUCACCCUCUUCGACUACCUCCUACAGGUACAGGUACCCUUCCCCCUGGACGGAAGAAUCUUGGUUCUGCAGCGACUACUGUAAGGCCAACUGCAGGCACGGAGAUGUCUCUUGGAUGGUCGGCUCACUCGGCACAGGCCAUCGCCCUUCGAGCGGUGCUCCGUGGCACCUAUGAGCGCUUCGUGGCUGGCGUUGGCGACCAGCCGCGCCAACCUGCAUGUGAUACAGGAAUAGCCUGCGGGUCUGCGGGCUAUACCUUUUAG